Darwinula stevensoni is the source of this 2589-nucleotide messenger RNA. Lineage: Eukaryota; Metazoa; Arthropoda; Ostracoda; Podocopida; Darwinulidae. The record is from the annotation of a GenBank genome assembly.
AUGCACCUGGCGUCUGUCCUCGUGAGAAUUGAGAAUGGCAUCGACAACGAUGCCAUCUACCGGGAGGAUGGUGCACUGCCUGUCCAAUCCGGUCCAAUCAUGGAGCGUACAGUAUAUAGACGUCUCUGGAGAGAUCUUCGCCGCCUCGAGACUUACAAGCGCUUCCGCCAUCUCGAGAAGGUCUCGCACGCGGGAACGAAUAGCGCGAUUGGUUGGUUGAGUCCCGGCGUGGAGGCCCUCAGGCAUAUAGCCUGGGGCAAGUUCCCUCUUUUGCCCUCCCCCCCUCUCCAUGUGUCUUCUAUGAACUCCUUGCUCGUGCGACAUCAGCUCAAAUCCCCACGAAUCCAAUGCAGCCACGAGAAGAGGGAGAGACGGACGAAAAGAGGGAGAGACGGACGAGAAGAGGGAGAGACGGACGAGAAGGCUUCCCUACGUUGCGUGGCGACUUCCUCGCGCAGGGCGAUAUUUGGAUACAAAGGUCUCUUACAGAAGCACAGCAUGACUGUGAAAGAUAAAUAUAACCCUAGAUGCUUCUUCGACAUUGAGAUCGGUGCAAUCCCAGUCGGUCGAAUCGUCAUUGAGCUGUAUCAAGAUGUCUGCCCAAAAACCUGUGAAAAUUUUCGCUGCCUCUGUACUGGAGAGAUGGGUUUGGGGCAGAAGACUGGGAAACCCCUGCAUUACAAAGGCUGCCAGUUUCAUCGCAUUGUCAAGGAUUUCAUUAUUCAAGGUGGAGACUUCAGUGCUGGUAAUGGCACAGGUGGAGAAUCCAUCUAUGGAGGAACAUUUGCAGAUGAGAACUUCAAGCUGCGGCAUGAUAAGCCAUUCCUCUUGUCCAUGGCCAACAAGGGCAAGGACACCAAUGGGUCUCAGUUCUUCAUAACCACCAAGCCGACUCCGCACCUCGACGGGGUUCAUGUGGUGUUUGGAAGAGUGAUUCAGGGCCAGGAAGUGGUGUCAAAAAUUGAAGACCUGCCGACAAACCCAACCAACAGCUGCCCAACGAUUGAAGUGACAGUUGCCAACUGUGGGGAGCUCAUUCGGGUUCCCAAAUCUAAGGACAAGUCUGGCAAGGAGGGCGAAAAGAAAAAGAAGAGGAAGAAAGAGAAAGAAGAGAAGAAGAAGAAGAAGAAAAAUAAGAACAAGGAGAAAGAGAAGGACCGUGAUAGCCGCAAAAAUCAAGAGACUCAGUUUCUUUUCAGGGGAAAGAGUGAGAAAGAAAAUACGGUGGAUGAGAAGAUAGAAGGUCAUGAAAGUGAAGAAGAAAGUAAGCCUGAGAAGCCACACCCCCUUGUCACUGUCACUGAAAUAGAUCCUGAUGAGAUUCCUGAAAUCCCGCCUAACAGGUUCUUGAUGCGAAAGACAAGGGAGGAAUUGGAGAGGGAGAAAAAGGAAAAGGCAGGUGAGGUGGAAGAAGGGGAAGUAGAAGCCAAGGAAGUGACUGUAGAUAAAGAUGGACAGAAGACUAAGGAAGAUGUGACACCGGAAAACCAGAGGCAAAAGAAGAGUCGCUAUCGAGGAUUCACAAAGAGUGGUCGGCGUAUCAAGGGCCGAGGACACCUUAGAUAUAGAACACCUUCACGCAGCCGUUCUCGCAGCCGAACCCCACCUCACUGGAAACAGGCACAGAGCCGGGUUAUAUCCCUUUCUGAAUAUCAAGCAGUGGAAUCGGAGCUGCGACGCCGGGAAGAGGAUCGUCGGAAACGGCACGAGGAGAGGGCCAAGCGGGAUGCAGAAAAAGCAGAGAUGGAACGGCAGCGGAGGGAGAAGGAGAGGGAAGAGAGAGCCAAGGACGAAGGAGGGGAGAAGGGGAGUCGCUCUUCACAGUCUCAGCAGCCAGAAAGCAGUCGUUCUAGGGAGAGAAGCACACAGAGACGCCGCCGUCGCUUCAAGGAGGACCCCAGGGAGAGUUCCUCGUCGUCCAUGGAAGAAGGGGAAGUCGAAAGGGGGAAGGGAGGCCUGAGUUCGAUCCCCCAGCUCUACAGCUCGAACGACGAGGACGAGGAGCCCAGGCCCAAAGAGAGGAAGGAGAAGAUUCCGGGCUUGGACGAGGAGGAGGAGGAUUACGGUGGGAGGGAGAGGGAGAAGGCGUUGGUGUCGGAGAUCUUCGUCCCCGUUCACACGACGUUGACCCUCGGAACCGAGAGCAAGAAUCUCAAAAGGCAGAACGAUCUCGAUCGCCCCAAAGUUCAGAAUGACGCGGAUCUACCCCAAGACAAGAACGACGCGGAUCCUUCCCGAGACAAGAACGACGCGGAUCAGGCCCAAAGCCAAAAGGAAACGGCUCAUCCCCUCGGUCAGAGCGACACCUCUCGCUCUCGAGAUCGCAACGAUUCCUCUCGAGAUCGCAACGAUUCCUCUCGAGAUCGCAACGAUUCCUCUCGCUCCAGAGGUCAGAAGAAUGCCUCUCAUUCCUACGAUCGGAACGACGGCUCGCAUUUUCGCGAUCGAAUGGACCCAUCGCGCCAACGAGAUUGGAGGGUCGCGUCUCGACCUGGAAAUCGAAACGACAACGCCUUUCGCUCGCGGGACUGGAGAGACGCGCCUCGGUUUCAAGGCGAUGUAGCUGAUGCUAGACUCAAUAAAGUGUAA